CUUAAACUCAAAUAGGCAAGGCAUAAAUUCACAAAGCUGUUUGUACUUUAUAGAGAUCAUUAUUAUAGUAUAUUUGGUUACAAUGCAGGACAAUGGCAGGGGCGAGGAACACUUUCAGUUUAUACAGCGCACAGAUCAGAAGAGUCUGCAUACGCAGAUUGGGCUGCUGGUGAAGAAGGCGCUGCAGGUAACGGAGGAGGAUCUGCAGGAUCGUCACAAUCGUUUGAAGAAGCAGCUGGAGCAUGAGGACACCAUCUAUGAGCAGGAGUUUGCCACCAAGGUGAAGAAUCGCUUCGAUGAGGACAUACGCAAUCGACAGGAACAGCUGCAUGAGAUCAAGGAGCAGCGCGACAUACGCCACAAGCACUUUGUGCACAAGAAGCGCGUGCAGCAGGUCAUGGAGAAUUGCUAUGAAAUACGCGAGGCGCUGCGCCAAAAGGAUUUGACGGACACCAAGCUGUGCCAGAGCGAGCAAAUACUGGAAAAUCAGCGCAUGAAGCGGCGCGAGUGCGACAGAGAGCAAUAUUGGCUGAAGCUGAAUCAGCGACGCUGGGAGGAGUAUGAUCGCGUGGAGAACUACGAGCGGCGCAAGCGUGAGCAGGUCAAGGAGCAAAUAUGCCAUGUGCUUAAGGAGCAGCUGGCCGAGCAGCAGGAGCAGCGCGACAAAGAGCGCGAAAUCAAAAAGCAGGAGGAACGCGCAAUAGCGCAGCUCAUCGAAGAGAUACGCCUGGAGGAGUUCGACAAGCAGCAUUUGCCACCCAACAAUGAUAAGCAAAAGUAUCGCGAUGAGCUGCUGGCGGACAUAGCGCGACGUCGUUGCGAGCGCCUUGCUGCCUGGCAGGCGGAGAAGGAUGAGCAUGCCGCCUUCUGCCGGGAAACCGAGCGCCUGGAGGCGGAGGCCAAGCGGAAUAUGUGGCAAGCCAAGUGCCAACUGAAUUGCGCUACACAUGAAUACAUUGCCUAUGUGAAGCGCAUGCGCUCACUGGAGCUGGGCAUUGAGAAGAUGAUGAACGAUCGCAUUGAUGAUCUGUACCAUGUGGAUGUCUGCACCAAGAGCAACAUUGCCGAGAAGGCGCGCAUCAAAGCCGCCGAAGCUGCGCGCUGUCAUGCGCUGCUCAAGCAGCAGGUAUGCGAGCAGCUGGAGCGCCGCAUGCGUGAGGAUGCAGAGCAGCGCGAGAAUAAAAUGCUGGAGAAUCGCUUUGUGCAUCCGCCAGUCACACCUCAGAUGAUUAUUUGCCAACAGCGUCAGCAUCGCGCUGAUCUCGAUGCGCAAAUUAUCGAAAUGAAGCGCGUACAGGCUGAGGAAGAGAAGCGCUUCGAGGAUCGUCUGCUUAAAGCUGUUGAUGAUCCAGAGAUUUGCAUACAGCUGGCGGCACAAUAUCUGGAGGAUGGCACCGACUACUUGCCGGUGCAUCCCAAUUGGAAAAUCUAUGCGUGUCCCAAAAAUAAAUAUGUGCCCAAGGCGCCCAUGGCACAGGAGAAAUUCGAUGAGCUCGUUGCCAAUGCCAGUUUGGACAAGUGUCCGUGUCCUGAAGCCGCACGCGCUGAUUGCGGCUACAUGGCACUGCCAUGUGUUCAGGCAGCCAAGCCAGCCUCUGGUGAUGCAGCUGCUGGUGGAGAUGCUGCCUCGUUGCCAGCUCCAGUUCAGCCGCAAGCGCAGACUGCACGCAAGGAUGCGUUCAAGAGCUGCAUUUGUUAAUUUAAAUUCGUACAGUUCGCUGUUCUCGCACAUAAAAUGUUAAUAAA
This is a messenger RNA of Drosophila busckii, 1746 nucleotides long. RefSeq names its product trichohyalin. Bases 83 to 1699 code for a protein of 538 amino acids. The transcript has a single exon. Lineage: Eukaryota; Metazoa; Arthropoda; Insecta; Diptera; Drosophilidae. The record is from RefSeq and is a predicted model, not a curated record.